This is a messenger RNA of Humulus lupulus (European hop), 999 nucleotides long. RefSeq names its product pathogenesis-related protein PR-1-like. The transcript has a single exon. NCBI's taxonomy places the organism in Eukaryota, Viridiplantae, Streptophyta, Magnoliopsida, Rosales, Cannabaceae. Bases 418 to 999 code for a protein of 193 amino acids. The record is from RefSeq and is a predicted model, not a curated record. Gene Ontology annotation, cellular component: extracellular region.
AGGAAAUAAUUAUCAACUUAAAUUAGCCUUACUAAUUCUUUCGAAGGUUUUUGAAUGAAGUGUCGUUAAGUUAGGGGUGAGGCAUUUAUUUAAUAAGUCAAAGUAUUUUGUUGAGGAUUGAUUAAUUAGCAAUAACUUAAUAUUGUAUAUACUAUAUAUAUAUAUAUCACAACAAUUCACAACCAAGCAAUAUUAUAUUAUGCCAUCUAAAUAAUAAUUGGCAUACCAUGCAAAUUAUUCUCCUAUUUUUACCAAAUAAAAUCAGUCAACACGCAUCUCACCACACAAUCAAAUCAAGUACCAUGCAUACAAAAAUCAUCCCAAACACACCUAUAUAUAUCAUUAGGACACUAAUAUUUCAAUAUUGUCUCUCGAUCACAAUCCCACAAUCCCCAAAAAAAAAAAAAAAAAAAAAUAAUGGCGAAACCCCAUUUCGUAUCAAUGUUGUUGCUCUUCAUUCUGUGCACAAUAAAAUACUCCAAUUCUCUUGACCUGCCCAAACCAGGUAAAAUAUUGGAUAGUCUUAAAAAUACGACAAAUGGGGUUUCGAACAAAACAUGCUUGCAUUGCAUUGGUGAAUCGUCAAAGUUUUUUGCUGCGCAUAAUUUGGCUCGAGCCAAGAAAGGGUUGCUACCUCUCUUGUGGGACUCUAAGCUCGCCAAGUACGCGCGAGGUUGGGCCUUGCAAAGGAAAGCUGACUGUGCACCAAAGCAUUCUUUCUCGGAUGGUCAGUUCACGCUCGGUGAGAACAUAUUUUGGGGCAAUGGCUCUGAUUGGACGCCAACCGACAUUGUUAACAUAUGGAUGGAAGAGGAAAAGAACUACUCGUACGAGAGUAAUAGUUGUGUCGAGGGAAAAAUGUGCGGCCACUACACACAAAUUGUGUGGCGGAGUACCAAGAAAGUGGGUUGUGCUAGGGUUGUUUGUGACAAUAAAGACACAUUUAUGAUUUGUAACUAUGAUCCACCGGGUAAUGCUUUCGGUGAGAAACCGUACUGA